Stegastes partitus (bicolor damselfish) is the source of this 2535-nucleotide messenger RNA. It is a transcript of the gene mapre2, whose product is annotated as microtubule-associated protein, RP/EB family, member 2. The coding region runs from base 255 to 1271 and encodes 338 amino acids. The transcript has 7 exons. The record is from RefSeq and is a predicted model, not a curated record. Lineage: Eukaryota; Metazoa; Chordata; Actinopteri; Pomacentridae. Gene Ontology annotation, molecular function: microtubule binding.
AAGCACUGAUCAAUGUGAUUUGCUGAAAUAAAUAGCCCAGCAUAGGGAGCAGCAGCCAGCCAGCCCCAUCAGUCACGUGGUGCGGGGUGCAGCGACGUCAUUAGGGCAGAGAUUUGUGAGGAAUAAGCAGACAGAAGGAAAGAGCCCGGAGGUGCGGCACUUUUCUUAGCGUUUGCAUCGUUCCUUCUUGUCUAUUUUUUUUUUCCCCGGCCAGAGAGAGAACAGAGUAUCUGUUCAACAUUAUAGAGACCCAAAUGCCCGGUCCCACCCAAGCCCUUUCCCCAAAUGGAGAGAAUAACAACGACAUCGUCCCGGACAACGGAUCCAACAUCAUUCCUUACAGGAAAAAUACAGUGCGGGGAGAGCGCGCCUACAGUUGGGGGAUGGCGGUCAACGUAUAUUCUACCUCAAUAACCCAGGAGACUAUGAGCAGGCAUGACAUCACUGCCUGGGUUAACGAUAUUCUCUGCCUAAACUAUACGAAAGUGGAGCAGCUUUCAUCAGGAGCUGCCUAUUGCCAGUUCAUGGAUCUGCUCUUCCCUGGCUGCAUCAGUCUUAAGAAGGUCAAGUUUCAAGCUAAAUUGGAGCACGAAUACAUUCACAAUUUCAAAUUGUUGCAGGCGUCCUUCAAACGAAUGAAUGUGGACAAGAUUAUUCCUGUGGAGAAACUGGUCAAAGGCAGAUUUCAGGACAAUCUCGAUUUUAUCCAGUGGUUUAAGAAAUUCUUUGAUGCCAAUUACGAUGGUAAAGACUACGACCCGGUUGCAGCCAGACAGGGUCAGGAUGCCAUUCCCCCACCUGACCCCGGUGAGCAAAUCUUCAACCUGCCAAAGAAGUCUCACCAUGCAGCCAGCUCCCCCACCGCAGGAGCAUCCAGGUCAACUUCUGUCACUCCCAAAUCUUCAACGCCAACAUCCAGACCCUCGUCGGCCAAAAAGACCCCCGCAACUGCAACGACUCCUGCCAAGGGAGAAAAAGAACUGGAAGCACAGGUCACACAUCUUACCGAGCAGGUGAACACAUUAAAGUUGGCACUGGAAGGCGUGGAGAAGGAGCGGGACUACUACUUCAGCAAGCUGCGAGAGGUGGAGCUGCUGUGCCAGGAGCAGGGCGAGGAAAACGCCCCGUUCGUCGAGCGGUUAAUGGAAGUCCUUUAUGCCUCAGACGACCAGGAACGAGGAGAGCUGGCUGAGGGUGACGGACAAGACGAGGACCAGCAAGCCCAUGAGGAGGCACCAGAUGAUCAGCAGGAGGAGCAGGAUGAAUACUGACUGCCAUCAUCCCUCCACGCGGUCACACCCCUCUUUUUAAUAUGUGAGAACUGUUAAAGGAUUUUAAUUUUUCCUCAUGGUUUAUUUUUGUUCUCUCCGAGACUGAGCACAUGAAGCAACCUCCUGAAUAGAAGCACCAUCACAGUUUUUAUUUUUUUGUAUCCCUCUGCUCACUGUUCGAUGUUUUUUGUGACUUUUGGUGAACUGCUGUGGCAGGUUUGUGGUGACGACGACCUCCACCAGCAGACAAGCUCAGACCAUCACAGAAGUUUCCGAGGACUGUGUGGCUGGAUUCAGAUCUUACAGUAGAUGUGAUCACAUGCUGAAGUUUAGGCAGGUAACCAGUACCUGUCAGUGCAAGUGUUAUUCUCCCAGCUUUUGUCCUUUUCCUUUUACUUUGUUUUUUUUUAUUUUGCAUAUCAACAAUAUUAAUCACAAGAAUGCAAUAAGCAAAGCCCUGGAAGGGCUCAUAGUAGCUCUUAUUUAACCUCCUUCCAUACGUUGCACUGACAUUUGACUCUGUACUGGACAAUCUGUCCAUAGACCCUCACCGUAUUUAUUAUUAUUAAGCCUUAGGAAUAGUGCAAGAAUCUGCAUUGCAGUCAAUGAAUUGUGAAUAAAAUGUAGAAAAAUGCCAACUUAUGACUGUUUGAAGCUGUCCUCACAAAUUUCACGAUUUCAGAUAAUCAGUGUGCUCAACAAUGUGUUAGUGGUAGAGGUUUACUUGGUAUGCCAUAAACAUAGGGAAGGAAACAAGCGUUAUCGUGGACUAGUCUUAUUAUGAAGCAGCGUUCUAAGUUUUCAACCUCAGCUGGAACUCGUGGUCUGUUCAGUUGUUUUUUUGUUAGUUUUUUUUUUUAAACAACAGGUCUUAGGGAGACAAGUCAGUUCACUGAGCAAUCUGCCACACUAUAUUCCAGUAAGUACAUCGUAUACCCUUUCUUAAUAUUGCAUUUACUAAUAUCGAACUGGGCAGUGCACCACAAUGCUUUAGUCAUAUAUUAUUGUGUAAAUGAAAAGGAAUGUAAACAUGUACUGUCAAUAAUUAAUGAAUGGUAAAUGUUUUUUUUCAUGUCCCACUCAUUAUGCAUUCCCCAAAAAACGUGUUGCAUGUAUGCAUUUUAUUUGUGAAUAACUUGACCUGCUUUUUACAUAUUUAAUAAAAAACAAACAUGUUAAGUGAGCUUUUGUAUGUUUAACCUGCUAUUUGAAAGUUGUGGAGAUUCGGAUGGAUUUGCUGUAAUAAAAUUACAUUUUGAGUCCA